UGUGUGCGCGGCUAAGGUUCGCGCCGUGUUAUGUCUUGUCGUGCGCGCGACUUGGAUUUCGUUCUCUUUGCAUUUCUCGCACGAAGGUCGAACGCUAUUAAAACUGGACCGUCGCCAGAAAUCGCCGGCAAUAUUUCUGCGCGUGCGGUGCGGUAGACUACGAACACGGUCAAGCCACGUACGGAAUUGAAAUUUAAACAACGAAACAAAAAAUUAUUGCCGAAUUGUGCGCUUUUUGUUAAAAAAAUAAUUUUUUCCGCGAUUCAAGCAGUUUUCGUUCGGUUCAUCGAAGUUCAUCAGCACACAUCCGCGAAUGCAAAGUGCGCGCGGACGGUGAACGCGACAGUGUCGCGAGAGAGUGCGUGCGAGAAGAGUUCGUGACAUGCGAUGGCGUUGCUGAACUACACCGCGUCGAACCUCUACCAGCCGCCGGCGGCGACCGCGUACGUGCAGCCGCCGCCACCGCUGCCAGCCGCGUAUAGUUACCCACGGCCGCAGACACCCUUCGACGCUGAGGAGGCGACAUAUCCGCCGCCCGCGACGCCGCAUUACACGCGCGUCCAAGGCGGCGGCUCCAAGGCGCAAUUGCACGCCGUGAUUGACUACGACUACUAUGAUGAUGGUGCGCCCGCCGCUAAUGGUGGCCGCCAGCAGCAUCAGCCCGCCGUCACCCCCAUUCAAGGGCCCAUUUAUCUCAAAAACGGCAGCGUUCCGGUAGUGCCGCUCUAUUCCUAUCCGCAGCUCAACAAUGGCACUUUUGUACAAAUUCCUAUUCUCUGGACGGCGUUAUCAGUCGCACUGGGGCUGGAGCUCCGCGGGGAGUUCAUUCGUGGUGUGCCAUGUAUAAAACGUUAUCAGCAGUUAUUUUGCCCAUCCGCUGGCAAUUCCUAUCCUUUAGAGCGAAUUGAAUCGUUCAUUGAUGAAAACAAAGCGUUGAUGAAACGCAUGUACGGUGAGUUUACGAUGGAGCCGCCGGAAUACACGCCGGGGCCGGCGCCGCCCACGGAUUACGGAUCCACUACGUCCCGGAAGAGUAAACGACAGGCGAAUCUUCCACCGGGAGUGCCGGAUAUUCACACGAUUCCGGGCGCGCAGGCAUUCUUCGGCAACCAACGGCCACCACGACAAAACAAUCGAAAUUCCACCUCUGACACCGGACGAAUUGAUGCUUGUGAAAGUAAAGUGGAGAUUGUGACACCGUACUGGGCAUCUAACUCCGCAGGAAAAAUACGUGCAGUUGUCAAUACUCAACAUUUCGAACAAGCUAUACAUCAAGAAGUUUGCGCUAAGGGCAGGACAAAUCGUUGUUCGGGUGAUUGUGGCUGCGAGCAAAAGUACAAAUGGCAUCGCCUGUUGGCCUACGACCCCGACAAUGACUGCAAGGGCAUCUUCAUGGACUGGUUCCUCUUCCCAUCGUGCUGCGUAUGCCGCUGCAAUCCCAUCUAGACGGGAUCUUUGUCAAAAAAAAACUAUGAAAGUAUUUCGAGAGCACAGUGCCAAAUCAAGUUCAUCAAUACCACGAGUAUAAUGAAUAAUCUAAUGGAAAUAUAGGAAGAAAACGCUGAUAUAUAAAAGGAAAUCUAUGCAACUUUUAUCGCGUUAUUUAUUUUAUGCACUAGUGCGCAUGCGCAUUCCAAUCGACAACUGCCAAAUGAAGAGAAUCGAUCAUUUCGUGCAGCUAGUGCAUCUAGUGUAAUAUUUAUGCAAUAUUAUCAGCAAGAUGAUUGUUGCGGACAAGAAACAGAAGCAGCGUUUUUGUUUGUAAGUUAAGAUUGAUUUCUAGGCUAAGAUUUUGAUAAGAAUUCAACGCGUCACCGCAUGUUACCAUUUCCUGUUUGAUAUAGAAACGGCAGGGCCGAUAACAAAUACCAUUAAAUAAGCCAUAUCUACGUUAAGUUUACUUUCAUUAGGUUUUUAAAUGUAUGCUCUAUGAAUAUCGAAUAAAUGUAGAAAUUUUUCACUAAAA
Dalotia coriaria is the source of this 1966-nucleotide messenger RNA. It is a transcript of the gene spz3, whose product is annotated as Spaetzle domain-containing protein 3. Bases 388 to 1446 code for a protein of 352 amino acids. Gene Ontology annotation, biological process: innate immune response; central nervous system formation. The record is from RefSeq and is a predicted model, not a curated record. The transcript has 5 exons. Lineage: Eukaryota; Metazoa; Arthropoda; Insecta; Coleoptera; Staphylinidae. Gene Ontology annotation, molecular function: Toll binding; growth factor activity. Gene Ontology annotation, cellular component: extracellular region.